GGCUCUCUUCAGUCAAGCGACGGCCUGCCCAUCUUAGCACCUUACAAGGUCAGACUGGUAUCCCAGACCUCGAUCAAAGGCCUCCAACCGAUCGUAUCAACGACAUCUUGUAUCUUGAUCAUUUCAUCCCUAACGAAACUCGAGGACCGGAACGGCAAUCGAAAAAAAAAGUCAUGUCGGAUACGAUCCUCGUCUCUCCCCGUCAUCAUACGCACGACCUGCACGAUGUGUAUGCGAGUUUUAUGGGUUAUUUCGAACGGAAAGGGAUCGCUUGGUACAACCACUCCUACUCGCCCUUCUUCACCUCGUUCGACGCUUUCCUCUCUUUUGGAUGGGGUUGCGUCGUCGUCACGGAUUCGAGGACGGGAAAGGGCCAUGUGGCCGUCAGGGCUGAAGGGUCGAAUGCUACCAGCGGUGGGAGUGGGGGUGCAGGAGGAGGCGGUGGUGGAGCUGUAGCAGGAACGGGAAAGGAGGGUGGGACGGUACAGCAAUUUGCAAGGAUGGUCAAAGUCAGGUUUGGAGAAUCGUUGCCGAAAUUGCCCAACCAGCUCCCUAUCACUCCAUCGGAAAGCAACCCCCGAGCUAUCAGGCUGGUGACCGAUCUCAACUCUUACAAACGACUCGCCGCGACCAUCCCGAGUGCAGAACUGAAUGCCAAGAGGAAGAGAUUGAGAGCGGGGGAUGUCGCCACGGUUGGGACGAUCUGGAGAAAGAGGAUGCACAACUUUCUGGCCCUCGAAAUCACUUGGUGGGAAAAGGGGAACGGGGUCAUGCUAGAAGCAGGGAUCUGUGCUUGUCGAUGUCGAAAUAUAGAUGCAAUGGAUUCGUGGCCACCUAUGCCGGAUGAGAAUUACCGAAGAGCGCACUACGUCGUAUCCGAGUGGCUAGACAAGAGAACCAAUACAAACCACUAUAUGCCCAGCCAACCUAGAAGCUAUGCUCAUGGACCCACUCAGCUGGUCAGCAUGGCUGCCCUCGAAAAGAUCAUCAACGCCACGAUCUCGGCCCUGGCGGAACCCGAGGCUGACGGCCUCAAUCCCCUUGUCAUCCUCACUAUUGGAGACUCUUCCCGUCUUUCCGAGCUAAAGAACGUCCAUAUACCCUCGAACGUCUCGUUCAUCGACGUCUCCAACCUCGAAAGGUCACUUUACCGCGCCUCCAUGGUACAACAAGCUUCUCAUCACGAUCUCGCCAACUCUGCGCCUCUCAGCCUGAGGGGCAUGCUUCAUCAGCUCGCCAUACCGACUCCGCCACAUAUCCCCAUCUCGAAUUCUGGAAACGCUGCUUUCUACAUGAUGCUGGUCUUUCAAAUCCUCGUCGACCGGGAUUGUCAGAUCCCGCCAGUCUUGCAAAUGCCAACUCAGCCGCAGAUGCCUUACCCGACAAUGCAGAUCUAUCCACCCAUGGUCGACCGGCCUAUGAUGCCCGCUUCCCAAUCGUACAACAAUCGUUCCAAUUCGCCUAGAAGGGCGACAAAAGCCAUGUUGCCGAUGGACGAGCUCGUGCCGCAAAACACCGGGGGAAAACGCUCCAGCAUUCAGAGACCUAAUGUUCAGCCUGGCGGACUCAACGGAAACGGGCAGAUGAAGCGAGCUCAGACGAUGUACUGGGACGAAGCAGCAGCGCUCAACUUGUCGCCUCAGCAGCAACGAGGCCCGAAUCAUAGUCAGGACGUUAGCUCUGGGUCGGGAUCGGGUUCGGGAGGGAAAGAGCAGGACAGGGAGAAGGAUAAAGGCGCUCGUGGCAGACCAGACGGGCCGAAGGCGCCCGAAGAAGGGAUGAAGAACGCGAUGUCAAGGAUGAGACUCGGUACGGACAGUAGAAGUGGGAGUGACGAAGCUAUUCCCAAGAGCGGGUCUAGGUUCUUCUUGAGCAACAUCGGUCGCAAGUCUAGCGGAAAGAAACCUUAGAAUGGCUUUAAGCAUUGUUACGGGACCAGUAGUUGGGUUUACGUUUAUAAUAUGAGGUCUACCAGACCGCGUUCAUCAUUGAAAAAGACGGGUUGAUCAGUGGUCAGCGGUCAGAUCGCCGUU
Filobasidium floriforme is the source of this 2033-nucleotide messenger RNA. RefSeq lists its product as uncharacterized. The coding region runs from base 174 to 1910 and encodes 578 amino acids. The transcript has 8 exons. NCBI's taxonomy places the organism in Eukaryota, Fungi, Basidiomycota, Tremellomycetes, Filobasidiales, Filobasidiaceae. Gene Ontology annotation, cellular component: nucleus. The record is from RefSeq and is a predicted model, not a curated record.